AUGCCGGCCCUCGCCGGCCCGGCGGCGUGGCUGCCCUCCGGGCUGGGCCUUGGCAGGAGCUCGCUUGGGGACCUGGAGGCCUCGCAGAAGCUGAUCCGCCACGCCAACGACUCUGCGUCGCACCACUUUGCGGAGGUCAAGAGGGCCAUGAAGGAGGUGAUCGAGGCCCGAAAGCAACUAGAAGCGGAUCUCGAACCAGUGCGGAGGAGCUUGACGCCCAUUUGCGAGGGGUACGUCAAGCAGCGCGAGCGCCUUCUGGUCGGCCGCGACGGCCGACCCGCGCUGAAGGACAUGUUCGCAGACAGGACAAAUAUGAAGAACGUGAGCAGCUCAACAGAGCCUAAGAUGGACACACUCAUAUGUAACAUGGAAACGCUCUCACAGUUGGUCGCUGACCAGUCGGUGGACAUGGGCACCAUCGAAGAGGCCUGCAAGGUCUCCAUUGAUCGAUGUGCUGCGCUUGCUGACCAGAUGACCCUGCUUAGCCGCGAGUACAGCACUUGCCAUCAAGAACUUCAAGCUUCGGUAUCUUCCUCGCUGAAUGCGCUCGACUACAGGAUGGGCAUUAUGGAGGACCAGACGUGCAAGCUCGUGCUCCUCGACUUCCCGCGGCGCAUGCUGGCGGGCGACCUCAAGAUCAUCGGCAACUCCUGCAUCUCCACCUUUGCGCCCGCCCGUGCGGCGGCCAAGAUCAUCGUCCAUGGCUUUGACAUGUCGAAGAAAGUCACUCUCCACUUUGAGACCGCGCUGGAGGCAUCAACGUUCCUGGACAAUUUCAACCGCACGAAUGGCUCCUGGAAUGUAGCUGACCCGCUGCACCCAGGCGCACAGUUCACACUUCGGCUGCGCCGCGGCCUUGACUUCCAGGGCCGCCAGCUGUUUUUAUCCUUCGGACGUGUCCGAUGCUAUUUGACGGAUCUCAUGCGGAACCGCGGAUGCGAGGUCGGGAGCUCUGGGCUGGGGGGAUGCGUCUACAUCCUCCGUGGCCCGCACGACCCAGUGCCUGCGGUCAACAUCUCAGUCUCCGACAGCGGAGCCGUCGAGACGGAGAUUGUCCGCGACGCACUUUUAGAACUGGGCAUCUCACAGCAUGCAGCCGCACUUGAGGAGGCAGCCCAGGCCUCUGCAGUUGCCCUUCGCGAUUAUUGGCGCGGCGUCUUUAAGGCCCCCUCUGUGGACGCCGCGCUCUGGCACGAAAUCAACCCGUUCAUCCAGCUGUCCACGGGGCUGUCGAGCCAGGAGCUCGACCUCAGCUGGCGGCGGCAGCCGUCCGCCGAGGCAGGCGCGGGGCCGUCCACGUCGCUAUCCGACACGCGGAGCGCCGGCAGCUCCCCCUGCGCCAGGCCGAACAAGGUGCAGCUGGACCAGCUUCAGAACGCGGCCGCGUCCAGCAGCAGGGACCCCCAGAAGGACUUCUACCUGGCGGUGGACGACAUGGACACGCACGGCCAUGGAGGAGAGAGGCCGCUUUCCGCAGCUUCCGCUGCGGCGUCUGGCUUCAUAAACUUCAUGCUGAUGUUCGGUCUCUGCUGCGCGUACGGCCUGAUCAUGUUCGAUGGCGAGACAGCGAUGAUGCACCAGGCGCUAGGCGUGAAGAUGAACCUUUGCACCGCUGCCUUUGUCGGCCUUCUGGUUGCAACGUUUUCCAGGAUACCGGUUGCCAUAGCAGGCCCAGACCUGAACCCUGUUGUAUUCCUCGGGUACUUCGUCAAGGCCAUGUCAAGCGAGAUCGGCAAGUCCUUGGGCAUGAGUUACCCUGGCGUGGACUCCGCCUGUGGGCGCAGACUGGAGGAGGGCGGCUCCUCGUCGUGCACCUCGGGCAAGCCAACCUUCUGCGGCGGUCAUGACGGCAACACCGCUGAGCAGUGCGACGCGUAUCAGCAGCAGCUUGCGACCACCACCAUAUUCGCUGUGGCAAUCUCUUCCAGCCUGCUCGGGCUCGCGUUUUUCCUCAUCGGGCGCUUCAAGCUAGCGCGCUACGCUAGCUUCGUGCCGACGGCGAUUUCGGAGGCAUUCCUGUCCUGUGUCGGGUAUAAGGUGUUUCUCUAUGCGUUGAAGUACAGCAACAACGACCCGAAACAGUUCAUCCCCGCGGCGUGUCUUGGUGUGCUGUUAUUUUUCGUGAAGGGUAUCUACGAUGGUAGCGAUGUCAAGCUGCAGUACAUCAAUUGGAAGGCAUGGGCCUCAACUGUGCCCGAUCUCUUGACCAUGUUGGUCGUGGUAUUGAUGGACUCAAUGCUCAAGGUCAAGAACACCGAGAACAAGAUGCCCAUCGUGCCGCAGGCAGACUACGAGGUGCAGCUCUUUGGAGGCUGCAACGCCCUGAUGGCCGCCUGCGGCGCCCCAGUGGGCUACAUGCAGCUCAAGUUCAAUGUGAUCAAUUAUGGCAUCAUAGGGAAUACCAAGGACCGCCGCUCUGGAGUCGUGUAUGCUAUGCUGUGUGCCGUUACGUUCUUCUGGACCAUCGAGCCGUUCAACUACAUGCCGCGCUGGUUCCUGAGCACGCUACUGUUCUUCGCUGGCGCCGGCUUCGUGGCGGAAAAUUUGUGGGGAUCCCGCAAGUUCUUGUCCCACGCCGAGUGGCUCGAGAUCCUGUUCAUCGUAGUUGUCUUCAUCGCCACCGACGCGCUUAUCUAUGCUGUCGUUGCCGGCUGCUUCAUCACAGCCGUAUCAUUCAUAUCAAAGUAUGCGAAGGUGCCGUGCAUCGCAGGACCGCCCGCUAGCGGGGGCGAGAUCGUGUCGUACGAGCGCAGAGGUCCCCUUGUGCAGCUUGGCAUGCAGCACAUCGCAGACAGCUGGUUCAUGGUGGUGCGCCUGAAAGGCUUCGUCUUCUUCGCCUCGGCCAAAUCAGUUGUUGCCGAGGUGAUGGCCAGACUCGACACGGUCUGCCGGCCCGCUCUGCCAGGCUACCAGCGCAUGCGCUGGGUCGUGUUCGAUUGCGAGAGGCUCGACGGAAUGGACGCCUCCGCUUCUGCAGUGUUCCGGAAGCUCGUUGUAGACGCGCAAUCAUGGGGCGCCACAUGUCUUUGGACGAAGGUGGGCGAGGCCACGAAGUCCGCGCUGGGUUUCCGCGGAAUCUUGGCGGACCACAAGAACCUGUUCGGCGGGCUGGACCAUGCGGUGCACUACAUAGAGAAAUGUAUUUUGCAGUACCGCCAGGAACAGCUCGACACAUGGCUGCGCGUGCAUCCUGGCCUGGCUCUCAGCUACGAACACACCUGCACGCUGGAUAGCUUCGAGCCUUUCCGCCAAGUCUUCGAGACGGAUGCAGAGCGCGAGGGCUUCCCAUGGAGGUAUUGUAGCAAAAUCUCGAUUGAGCGCUUCAAGACGGUGCUCUGGGAGCCUGGCAUCGAAGACGCGUGCCUCUUCCUAGUUCACUCUGGCAAGGUCGCCGUCUACCGCGAGCUUCCGGACGAAAACGAGGACAUCAGUGGCGACCUUGUGAUGCCCAUGGCGGUGUACGGGCACGGGUGGUUCCUGAACCGCGAGUUUUUGACGCACGCCCCGCCGCGCAUGCACGCGGUCGCCAUCGAGGACGGUGAAGCAUUGUGUUGGUCCCAGGCCCAGUGGGUCAAGAUGUCCCGCGAGAGGCCGCUGAUGGCCGCGGCGAUCGUGAAGGCGGCCAUGCGGCAGCAGAGCCGCGACCUCGACUACUCCUCGCACGCCGCCAGCUUCGUGCUCGCGGAUGGGCAGCUCGCGCCCCCGGCCCUGGACGGCGCUGCCCUGGGGACGCAGCCGAUGAGGUUCUGGCAGUGCCGAAGUCAAGGGAGGGAAGACCACCCUGACCCCCAUACCUGGCGGUUGCUAAACGGCCCUCGGCGUUUACCAAACAGCCCUGCCCAAAUCGCUUGCCCUUGGGGUGCGUCUACGGAGCGGCUUUGCUUGUCGGGGUUCUUCUGAUGAAGAUGGUGCUGCUGCUCUCUAAGAAGGGGGGUCACCGAUAAGAGGGUCACCACCUCCUGGAAAUCGAGGAGGAGGAGGAGGAG
Molecule: messenger RNA, 3986 nt
Organism: Prorocentrum cordatum
Lineage: Eukaryota; Dinophyceae; Prorocentrales; Prorocentraceae
Source: the annotation of a GenBank genome assembly